AUGGCAUUUAAUAAAAUUUCAAUUGAAAGGUACUAUGCAAGAAAUAAUCAAAUUCACAGCAUCAUAAAUGAUGGAUUUAAAGAAAAUUCAAGAAUGGGAACCAUAAAUUUAUCCGAAAAUAAUAUUAGUAAGAUCGACUACAGAGCUUUUGAAGGAUUAUCAAAUUUAAAAAGAUUGCGCCUAAAUGGGAAUCCUAUUGGCAAUCUAUCCAUGGAGAAUUUGAAAGACCUAUCUUCGCUUGAAAAUCUCUAUUUAACAGAUUCUAUAAUAAACUUUAUUGAUGAAAUGGCUUUUGCAAAUUUCUCAGCUAUGGAAUAUUUGAAUAUGGGGUCUACCGGAUUAAGAUAUUUUCCCAAUACCUUACUAUCGACUAACCAGGAAAGCGCCUUGAAAGAACUGUAA
Molecule: messenger RNA, 402 nt
Organism: Trichoplax adhaerens
Lineage: Eukaryota; Metazoa; Placozoa; Uniplacotomia; Trichoplacea; Trichoplacidae
Exons: 6
Coding region: 1-402 (133 amino acids)
Cellular component (GO): plasma membrane
Molecular function (GO): protein binding
Source: RefSeq, a predicted model, not a curated record